CCUCCCCUCCUUUAUUUUCACACCCCCAAUAACUUGAUCCUCUUGUUUUUCAAAGCGCAUGAUAGACCCCUCACUAGGAUCUGGUUCAAUCCCCCUCCCAUUUUAACUGUUUUCCAACCGUCUCCGUCGGUUUCCAAUUCCGGCGAUCUCCACCCUUCGAUCUCUUUCUCACCAUGUGGAUCUUGUCCGAACCGCGUUGUUGCGUACUUACCGAGUUUCACUUUGCUAGUUGGCGUUCUUUUUUCUUGUUUGCAGAUGAAGCCCGAUGAGUGGGUCUUUUACUUUAUACGGUUUCUGAUUUGUUUUAUUUUUACUCACUGAUUCGUUUAACUGAUUUCGGCUUCGAGAUUUAAGGCUCUGGAAGCUUCUGAGCUGAGAUUUGAGUGUGAAAAUAAUUUCUGUUUAUUAGAAAAAAGAAGUGAAGUUUUUCCCGGAGUUUUCCUUGGAUUUUUGGUAGCAAUGGAGGAUCAGAAUGGGACCAGAGUGUGUACCGGAAUGUCUAACGAGGUUUUGGACUGCGUCAUGCCGUAUAUUCACGACCCAAAGGACCGGGACGCUGCGUCUCUGGUGUGCCGCCGGUGGUACGAGCUUGACGCACUGACGCGGAAACACUUGACGAUCGCGCUCUGCUACACGACAAGCCCCGAUCGGCUGCGCCGGAGGUUUCGGCACCUAGAGUCUCUGAAACUCAAGGGGAAGCCCAGGGCCGCGAUGUUCAAUCUAAUACCCGAGGACUGGGGAGGAUACGUCACUCCGUGGGUGAACGAGAUCGCCGAGUCUUUCAAUUGCUUGAAGUCGCUUCACUUCCGGCGAAUGAUUGUGAAGGACUCCGAUCUUGAGCUUCUUGCUCGGUCUCGCGGGCGCGAGCUCCACGCGCUCAAGAUCGAUAAGUGUUCUGGCUUUUCCACGGAUGGUCUUCUUCAUAUCGGUCGGUCCUGCAGGAGUUUAAAAAGUCUGUUUUUGGAAGAGAGCUCAAUUGUUGAGAAUGAUGGUAAAUGGCUACACGAGCUUGCUUUGAACAACACGGUUCUUGAAGCUUUGAAUUUUUAUAUGACUGAUCUUGUCAAAAUCAGCUUUCAGGAUCUUGAACUCAUAGCCAGAAAUUGUCUCUCCUUAGUUUCUGUUAAAGUGAGUGAUUUUGAAAUCUUGGACCUCCUACGUUUCUUCCGUACUGCAAAUGCUUUAGAGGAAUUUUGUGGGGGUUCCUUCAAUGAGAAUCCAGACAAGUACUCAAGUGUAUUAUUUCCCCCAAAAUUAUGCCGUUUGGGACUAACAUAUAUGGGGAAGAAUGAAAUGCCCGUUGUAUUUCCUUAUGCACCCCAACUCAAAAAACUGGAUCUUCUCUAUGCACUGCUUGACACAGAGGACCAUUGUAUGUUAAUACAAAGGAGCCCCAACUUAGAAAUACUUGAGACAAGGAAUGUUAUCGGAGACAGAGGAUUAGAAGUUCUUGCUCGGAGUUGUAGGAAACUAAAGAGGCUUAGAAUUGAGCGAGGUGCCGAUGAACAGGGAAUGGAGGAUGAAGAAGGUGUAGUUUCACAAAGAGGUUUGAUUGCUUUGGCUCAGGGCUGCCUAGAACUGGAAUACAUGGCUGUUUAUGUGUCCGAUAUCACAAAUGCUUCUUUGGAAUAUAUUGGCACUUACUCUAAAAACCUCUGCGAUUUCCGCCUAGUCUUGCUUGACCGAGAAGAGAGGAUAACUGAUUUGCCUCUUGACAAUGGAGUUCGAGCUUUGUUGAGGGGCUGUGAAAAGCUUAGACGGUUUGCAUUGUAUCUCCGACCUGGAGGCUUGACUGAUGUGGGUCUCGGUUACGUUGGGCAGUACAGCCAAAAUGUAAGAUGGAUGCUUCUGGGUUAUGUUGGAGAGUCUGAUGCGGGGCUUUUGGAGUUCUCUAGAGGCUGUCCUAGCUUGCAAAAACUAGAAAUGAGGGGCUGCUGCUUCAGUGAGCGUGGACUGGCUGCUGCUGUAUUGCAGCUAACUUCUCUGAGGUACUUAUGGGUGCAAGGAUAUAGAGCCUCUGCAACGAGUCGGGACCUUCUAGCAAUGGCUCGUCCAUUCUGGAAUAUUGAAUUAAUUCCUUCUAGUCGAGUUGUUGCUAGAGAUCAGCUUGGGGAGAAUGUUCUAGUUGAGCAUCCAGCCCAUAUACUUGCAUAUUAUUCCCUUGCCGGACCAAGAACAGAUUUUCCUGCCACUGUUAUCCCUUUGGAUCCAGAAGCCUUUUCUAGGUAGGCCAGGCUGUAUCAAGUUAUUAACUACUCUUCUACGAAGGAGUUUUUUCCUGCCAUCGCCCUGUUCAUAAAUUCAUGCCCUUUUCGCCCUUUUGUAAGAGGUUUCAAUUUUAAUUUCAUUUCUCUGCCCUAGUACUUGCUUGACAUUAGUCCUGUAAUAAAGUUCGGGUUUUUCUUCUGUAA
Molecule: messenger RNA, 2411 nt
Organism: Juglans microcarpa x Juglans regia
Lineage: Eukaryota; Viridiplantae; Streptophyta; Magnoliopsida; Fagales; Juglandaceae
Product: coronatine-insensitive protein 1-like
Exons: 3
Coding region: 460-2229 (589 amino acids)
Biological process (GO): SCF-dependent proteasomal ubiquitin-dependent protein catabolic process
Cellular component (GO): SCF ubiquitin ligase complex
Molecular function (GO): protein binding
Source: RefSeq, a predicted model, not a curated record